Messenger RNA from Spirometra erinaceieuropaei, 3366 nucleotides. NCBI's taxonomy places the organism in Eukaryota, Metazoa, Platyhelminthes, Cestoda, Diphyllobothriidea, Diphyllobothriidae. The record is from the annotation of a GenBank genome assembly.
AUGUUUGUGCAGAUCCUUUCACUGGCAAUAGCUUAUGGCGUCUGCGGACAGGGUGAAUUUAUUUGAAAAUUCUAUUGCCAAAACCUACAGUUUUGCUUUCUGUCAUAUUUUUAAUACAAAGUUUAAUCGGAAACGUUUUCAGCCCAAAAGUUGCACUUUUCCGUUUCCUUUACAGAGGACACGAGCACCUUGGAAUUUAAACAGAACAGCGAUUAUGUUUAUACGAAAAGUCUCUAUGGGGCCGUUGAGGUAAUCGCUGCCUGUUGGGCGAUGCGACGAUUUUCCAAUUUUAUUGAGGUUACAAAAUCUUUUCUUCACAUAGUACAUGACCGUUGACGGCAUGCGCGUUUCAGAGGCUACAACUGGCUCGCACUGUAUCGCGCCGAAUGACUGCUGGGAAAUUAUCCGACGUAAGAUAUUCGUGAGGAUUUUCGUUCCUUAAAAACCCAUUUAGUUAAGACAAAGACGUUGCACACUUAACAGAAAUAUAAGUAGUCAGGUACACAAGCAGUUCGUUCUUUUGAAAGAUGCAUGCAAAUAAUUUUUUCAAAACACGCGACAUUCUCAAUGUCCUUUAAGCGCUGGUUGCUUGUGCACAUAUGUGGAAGAUAGUACUGGCAACAAUGGAGAAAAAAGGAAAAAGGUUGGCUUGUAAAUAAAUAUUUACUAACGUAGAAACUAUUUAUUCUCCCUGAAAACUAGAAUUUCAGAAAAUGUCUUUAUUAUAAAUCGCCUAAAAUGCAUUCCAUAAACACAAAUAACAAGACCAAAUCUAUGACAUACUGCACACUCACAUUUCCGCCUCAAUACUUUUUGAGUUAGAACACCUGCAAGUGGGUCAUAGCGACAAAGACAAGGGAGCCUCGAAGGGCCGUUUCUGGCGUAUUGACUGUCAUCAGCCAGUUAUGCCCAACGUAAAGUGUGGCUCACUUGAGAUUCGAACUUGGGAUCUUUGGUCAUGGAGUUUGACACUCUACCAUCGAGCCACGGACACGUUGUCCUGUCGGUUGUAAUGGCGCAUAUAAUUUAUGGCAGUUGGGAGCUUCGCCGAACGUUUUACGAAAUGUGCUCGUACCCAUGUGCCUUAGUGCUCAAACUGGGACCCUCGACCGCAGUCGCUCAGCGACUGGUACUAUGUGUGUAAAUCAGAUGAUGCCAUCAAAGACAAAUGUUUAAUAAUGGUGACCGUUUCUAAUGAUGACAUUUAUUGAGUCCGCGCAAUGACCAUUUAUAUACCAUCGUACCUAUCCGUUUACAACUGCUGCUCUUAAAAUGUACCAUGUAGUCCGCAUUCAUUGCAAAAUGUUAUGGACUCUAUAUACUAUCUUUUUAAAAGCACAGAAGAAUGUGUGAUUUUCUUUACACGAAACGCAUUAAACUUGUGAACUGAAAUCAUUAUGCAAUCAUGAAACGGCUAAUCAGGCUCCAAAUUAUUCGACAAUCAUGAAACUUUUCUAAAACCUAAUUAUUCUUACUGUUCGAGCAUACAAUAUAAAGAUGAAGUAAUCCGCUAUCAAGAAACUAAGAUAGAGCCUUUUUUGCUUGUGGUUUCAAUAAAAUAUCAUUGAAUUUGCAAGACCAUCGAAAACCAAUAGAAGAAAUGCAUACUACAUAAUUAGUCAUUGUUUACUAUGUGCGGUUUGUACAGAAGAUUGGGAAGCAGAAUAAUCAUAGGCUUACAUCCCGCUGAGUCCGAAAUAUUAUGCCAUGAUGCAGAAGGAUAAUCAGCCUUUCAACCGCGCCUAAGUAAUCUUUCCCAAUCGAAAACGCAUUUCAGACUUUCAGACAACAUUUCAUGUGAUUAAUCACUCAGCUUAUGUGCGAGUGAGGUGAGGAAUGCUUAAUAGUGGUGAGACAAUUUCCACUCUAAUAUUUCUUUCGAUCUUGAACAUUUAUGUCCCAGAUAUUCAACGAAAAUUACAUUGCACUCGAAAAAACAGACGCAAUUAUAAUAAUGGUGUAUUAACCUCAUAUUUACGGCAAAAGUAUGCCGGCAAGUAUUAAAAUGAGCUGGCCAGGAUUAGAUUUACAUGGUGUAUUUCACACUCAACUCUGUCCCAAAUUUACAAAUAAAUCUUUUCUUCAAAAGCCAGACAGUACAUGAUUGUUAAUGGUUUCCUGGAGGAAUAUCCGGCAUCAUUCGUGUUGGAGCCGAAGGAUCCUAUUGGCAGAUGCUCUGUUGGAGUACAAUACACAAGUGCCAACAUAUCGGAGUGUAAGUCAAAGUAGCCAUUUUAGUCAAUUUACAUUAACAUUGUAUCAUAAAUGUGUUUAUAUCCGUUAAUCUUCGUGGCAGGCAUUAGUGAAGUCACUUACUUAGCUCAUGAAAACAAAAAGAGUACAAGAGGCAGAAAAAUACGUCCUAACGGUGAUUAUGUGUGUUGCCAAUCGAUCUGCUGGAAUUUAUUUUGAGUUAAGGCAAAAAAUCCGCUGGCCUCUUGUAGUUUAAGCAGCUUUAGAAAUUGCGUUUCAAAAAUACCGCAUUUAAUGAUUUCUCCUUUAGAUAUACCGCUGCCUUCUGGAGUAGUAUCUAUCUUCUCGAAAGAAAUCCUCAAAAAUGAAAGACUCAUUCAUAUUCUGCUGUUCAAUGGAAAACUUUCGGUAAUCAUCGGAAACCAAUUUUAUCAUUCCAACUGCGCGGUCUAAAUGGUGCUUCUAAGCGCCUUACAUGAGAAUCGUUAGCGUGUAGGGAUAAGCAUGACAUUAUUCAUUUGAAUUAAUCUGAGGAACCUAUUUAAUUGACGCACUAGCAUGCGCCAUUUUAUAUACUACUUGGAACUGAAGAAAAAGCAUCAUUAGUAAAUAGAUUAUUUGUACCUUUAUUACUUCCAUGUCAAGUAGAUGAGGUUGGUUUUGUUCAGACAAACUGAUUUUGGUUUAUUGUUGAAGUGAUUUUGGCAUUAAUCUACUUCAGCAGUAAGCUUCUAGUCAAGUAGAAUAACGCCUCCGGCACCAUUUCAUGUUCGUAACCGUUCAGACCAUAUACCGCGCGGGGGACAUUUCGGUAAAGAAAAGAAACGACAGUAUUUUAUCAGUUCUCGGGGUUUUCGGUAAGUGCAUUAUUCAGUGUUGCCAAAGAUUUCAUUAAAGUCAUGCCAAUGGAUUUGAUUCUUGCAAAACACUUUUAAUAACAGGUUUUCCACAUAAAACAGUUUUUACAUAUGAGCGUGUGUGCUUUCAGUGGAGAGGAAGGAAGUUGUACUAUUUACGGGACAUCUGGGAACCGAAACACGACAAAUGGAGAUAAAGUUUACGACUGGCAGGGUGACUCGUGUUACCAUAAAUCCUUCCAAUAAGCCGGAGGCCACGGCUCCAGUGUUAACAUUCAUCGACUUCAUGCACGCAUUCCAGUGCACAAAGAAUUAG